Molecule: messenger RNA, 1566 nt
Organism: Miniopterus natalensis
Lineage: Eukaryota; Metazoa; Chordata; Mammalia; Chiroptera; Miniopteridae
Source: RefSeq, a predicted model, not a curated record
AUGCGGGUGGUGGACCCUCUGUGCCAUUCCCCAAAGAGGGCAGUCUCCCUGCCACCCCAGCAGCCCCCACAGUGUCACAGGUGGCAACGAGGCGAGGCAGACAGUCCCUACAAGGGAGGCCUCAAGGGGGACAGACAGAAUGCAGAGACCACCCUGCCCCUGAGGGACACCAGGCCCCACAGUCGCCAUGGAGACAAGAGCCAGCCACAGGCCGAAACCCCCAGGAAACGCCGCUCUCCCUGCAGGGUGGGCCUGACCUCCUGCAAGAUCCGGGGGCUAGGACCACGGGCUGGACUGCCCCCUGGGACCCGGGUUGGCACCAAGAGAGGCAAGCCAUCGAGGAUCAAAGGGGUCUGGCGGAGCCGCCCCCUGGUGCCAGGCUGGGCCCAUGAGAGACCAAUGGGGAGCAGCGACCUGGACGGGCUCCUGAGUCAGCUAAGCCAGCUGGACCAGGAUGCAGACCCUCUGGAAGAUGCUGUCGCCGCCAAGCCCCAGGCCACCCUCCUGGAGAGGCAUCUGCUGGGGGGGGAGAAGCAGCCAUCCAGCACGGGGUGUGGCCCCUUCUUCUACAUCGGGGGCGCCAAUGGGGCCUCCAUAAUCAGCUCCUACUGCAAGAGGAAGGGCUGGCAGCGCAUCCAGGACAGCCAGAGGGAGGACUACAAGCUCAAGUGGUGUGAGGUCAAGUGUCGAGACAGCUACCUCAGCUUCCGGGAAGGUGAGCAGCUGCUGUACCAGCUUCCCAACAACAAAGUGCUCACCACCAAGAUCGGGCUUCUCAGCACCCUCAGGGAGUACUCAAGGGUCACCAACAAGAUCAACAAGACAUCACAGUGUGCACAGGCCAAGGUCCUGAAAAUGGAAGAGUUUUUCCCAGAGACCUACCGUCUGGACGUGAGGGACGAGAGAGAGGCCUUCUUCGCCCUCUUCGACGGUGAGAGGCCCCGGGACAGCCCGCGCCCGGGGUACAUCCAGAACCCACUGCUGUUGGAUGGGAAGAAGUUUGACGUGCGCUCCUACCUGCUCAUCGCCUGUGCCAUGCCCUACAUGGUCUUCUUUGGCCAUGGCUACGCUCGCCUCACCCUCAGCCUUUACGACCCCCAUUCCGAAGACCUCAGUGGCCACUUGACCAACCAGUUCAUGCAGAAGAAAAGCCCCCUGUACAUGCUCCUGAAGGAAGACACAGUGUGGAGCAUGGAGCAGCUCAACCGCUACAUCAACGACAAGUUCCGGAAGACCAAGGGCCUCCCCAGAGACUGGGUCUUCACCACCUUCACGAAGCGGAUGCAGCAGAUCAUGGUCCACUGCUUCCUGGCGGUCAAGUCCAAGCUGGAGUGCAAGCUGGGUUACUUCGACCUCAUUGGCUGUGACUUCUUGAUCGAUGACAACUUCAAGGUGUGGCUGCUAGAAAUGAACUCCAACCCCGCCCUGCACACCAACUGUGAAGUCCUGAAGGAGGUGAUUCCCCGCGUGGUCAUGGAGACCCUGGAGGCGAUGCCACACUCCCAGCCCCACCCAGCCCACAUUCAGGACCUGAAGGACCCAGGGAGAGGUGGGCAGGAGAUGUAG